AUAAACCAUAAGAAAAGAUCAAACAAUAUUAUGACUGUUUUUGGUGGAAUAACGAGAAUUUGAAAAGUAGUUUUGUACAUUAUACAUCGUGUGAGAUCGGGAUUUCUACUAAAGGAUGUUGAUGUGUAUUUUUUAAGUUAAAAAUAAUAACGAAAAAAACGUCGAAUUUUGCAACUAAAGUUGUUUGUUCAUGUGUUAGGGGUAUUUAUAUAACACCACUAGUUUUAGAAGAUGUGUGGAUUAUACCAGAACUCUUAGUUUCUUUGCAGUUAAUACGUUAUUUCAGGUAGUCACUGCUUGUUAGAUUUCCCCGUGGAAUUGGAGAAUACAACUAAAAGUAAAAUUUCCAAAUAAUCGAGACAGUAUAACGACAUAUUGUAAAUCUAUGCGUAUUCAAAGAGCAAAAGACGUAACAAACUGCAAAUUGGGUCAAUAUUUUUUACGUUAUUCAAGGAUUGCUGUAGAGGAUUAAUUGUGUCAUUUCUCCAUAUGUUCCUUAACAUGACGGAGGCGGAUUGUCUUCAUGACGGCGUACGAGAUGUCUUGAAGGUUCUGCAUGACAACAUAACAUUCAAUGCUAGUCACUGUCCACAAGUCUUGCAACCUAAGUUGUUAACACAUAGCCAGUAUUUUUACUCGUACUUCACGCCUGUUAUUUUGUUGGUAGGACUUACUGGAAACAUAUUGUCGUUGCGUGUGUUUUUAUCCAAGAAUAUGCGUAAGCUAUCCGCUAGUACGUAUCUAGCAGCGCUGUCGACGUCAGAUAUUCUCGCACUUAUUUUUUAUGUGUUCGUUGAUUGGUUAAAAAGAGGAUUACCGGCAUUUAACGCCGACUUUAAAGUGAUGUUUUUGGAAACAGACGUUGUGUGUCAGGCGAUUUUGUAUCUCUCAUACCUCAGUAGGUUUCUCUCUGCUUGGUUUAUUGUAAGUUUUACAGCGGAGAGAUACAUCGGUGUGUGUUUACCGUUAAGACGGAAGGAUAUUUGUGGAAAACGGUUUUCCCAAAAGAUAAUUUGUACGUUAGUGGUUUGUUCAGGGUGUAUUAUGAUGUAUAAACCUUUAUUAAGUGGUGUAUAUGAAAUAAACCACACUAAAGUUAAAAUGUGCACGCGUGAUCCAGAGUUAUCCUUUCCUGUCUUUAUAUUAGACAGCAUAUUUGCUGUUAUGAUAACUUUUAUUCCAUUUAUUAUAAUAACCGUGUUAAACACUUUAAUUAUGAGAAAACUUUUCUUGAGAAAUAAAAAACAUCGUUCUAUUAAAAUUAUCACUGAAGAAAGCAUCAUAAAGUUAGAAUUUACUAUUAUUUUACUUGUCAUAUCCUUUGUUUUUAUUGCCUUAAAUUUACCUUUCUUCUGUGUGUGGUGUAAACAGUUUCUACUUUCAAUUUCAGCUAGUAUGAAUAAACAUGCGCAUGACUUUGAUAAUAUGCAAGGAUUGCUUCUAAUAACUCGGGUAAUAUUUUAUCUCAAUUAUUGCAUCAACUUUUUUCUCUAUAGCAUCACCGGUGCAUAUUUCCGUAAGGAACUCAAAAUUCUAUUUUUCUACAAAUCACCGGAUGUAAAAGAUUAUCGACGUUGUUCCCACUACACGACCACGCCCAAUUCUUGGGUAUGACUAAAAAUCUGCUGCUUGAAAGAUAUUUUCGUCCUGAAAAAAACAUCUGAUGAAUAUCAGAUGCAAAUACAAACUGUCUGACAAUAUUCAUUAUAUCAGAUGCAGGUAUAAAUGUUCUGACAAUAGUCUUAAAGCAGCAGAUGAAAACUGAAAAUGACCAAUCAAGACGUACAGAAGGGAGAAGAUUUCCCAGAAAGCAGCGUUUCUGCCUAUUCUUCAUCGACUUCCAACAUUCAAGGACUUUUUUAAGUGCACAUCAACGAGUACACGGGUGGACCGGGUUUUGUUUUUGCCCUGCACCAUUGACAAGCAAGAACUUUCUCGGCCAACACCGAGACAUCACCACACCCACUUAGCCACAGCGGCUUCCGGAUGCAACUUGAUAACUUUCCAAUGACAAUGCUAUCUCUCCGUACUUAGCUAACUCGUUAUUCGGUCGUUGAAAGUGAAUAAUUUUGUGAUAAUAUAUUAGCUAUUUUAUAGACUUGUCACUGGAAUCGACAGUUGGUGUAUACAUUUCAAGUUGGAUAAUAUUCCAAUCGAUGAACAGUACAGUGUACAACCAGGGCCUUAUAAGGUGUUUUAUCCGUGGACAAUUUAGAGCACAGUUAGCCCCAUUUUCUAUCAAUGGAGGGAAGUAACAUAAACAUUCCACAUUCCAAAUGACGUAUAUCCAAUCUUUUACACAAGUGAUAAAACUAAGUGGGGUGACCGAAUAGAUCUAUUUUUAUGGAAAACAAGUAGCUUAAAUAUUACCAUGUGAUAUAAGUUUUAUGGAACAAGCUGUGCGAUUUUUUGUGCGCAUAUUUAUAAAAUAUUAUUUCUAAAAUAUUCCAAUGAUUCAAAUGUAAGUUAACAACGUGUAAUACUGUAACCAUAGAUAACUAUUCAAUCUUUCGUGCAUUUUGUAUAAAGAUAUGGCACGGAUUGGAGUUUUGUUUUACAGAAAAUUUUAUUUUGCUAGAACUUCUGUUUGAUCCUAUCAUUCUAACUGCUAUAUAUAUAUUUGUGAAAGUGCAGCUCUCAAUAUUUUGACCCCAUUGUUGACUUCAAACAGUUUAGAUAAAACUGUUUAGACUAUGGUGUAUUUCACCCUUUUCUGCACCAACCGAGAUAAUAAAAAUGGACAUGCAGUAUGCUAUCAGGACAAAUUUGCCCGGACAGCGACGCGACAUGAAAUGAAAUGAGGUUUAACGUCCUACUGUUAUGCUAAUACAGUGUACUAUGGAGGAGAUUUUGCCCGGGCAGUGGCACUACGUCCUACUCUUAUAUCGAAUUCCAACUGUCAAGGGGUCUUUUACAUGCACGCCAAUACGAGACUUCGUUUUUCGUCCCAUCCAAAGGACUAUACGUUGUUCAUUGCCAAACCCUCCGUCCUGUACCACUGUCAAGGAGGUACCACGCCGGAAAUUCCUGACCAACGCAGCGGUCAAACAUGGGACCUCCAGGUAAGCGAGCCAACGUCUUACUCACUGAGCCACUGUGGCUUCCAAGGGAUCUUUGACGAUUUAACCCGUACCUCGGCUGUUCAUAACGUCCGAACGACUAGACGCCAUUCUUUUCUUUGACAUACCCUACAUCAUAUUCUUAAACAUCAUAUCCCUCGAAACACCAAUCUCUCUGUGUAGUACCAUUCACUAAAAAAAUUGACUUUUAUUGUGUUGUAUGUUUUUACAAGAAGAGUUCCAGUUCUACGAAACAUGGGUCGUCCUCCACUCCCAAACACACAUUUCUUUGUUGGAUAUGACAUUCCACAGACUGUUUAGAUUUACAGUGAACGCACAAAUAACUUAUUACAGUAGUGGGUAGCUAGGUAACGCCAUAACGUCUUGCUGUUAUAAUUUGACAUCAAAUCAGCUUUUUACGGUGGCUUGUUAUUGCCAUACGUUGAUUUAUACCCUUUUCUUGUAAUUUACUUCAUAUUUUCUUGUAAUUUACCUCAUAUGAGAAAUCGCAAUGAAAACUAUGAUAAAUUAUCCCCCCCCCCCCAAAACAAAAACAAACCAAAAACAAACAAAAAAACCAUCAAAAGCCUUUUUCCCGCGGUGUUAACCUUCUCUCGGCGGUGUAAACCUUUUCUCCGUGGUGUAAACCUUUUCUCCGCUGUAUAAAGUUUUCUCAGCAGUGUAAACCUUUUCUCCGCCGUGUGAACCUUUUCUCUGCAGUAUAAACCUUUUUUUCCGCAGUGUAGAACAUUUCUCCACGGUGUAGACAUUUUCUCCGCGGUAUGAAGUUUUGUCCACGGCUUUAACCUUUUCUCCGCCGUAAACCUUUUCUCCGCUGUGUAAACAUUUUUCCGCGGUAUGAAUCUUUUGUCCGCGGUAUGAACCUUUUGUCCGCGGUGUAAACCUUUUCUCCGCGGUAUAAGUGUAGACCUUUUUUCCGCGGUGUAAAUCUUUUCUCCACGGUGUAAACCUUUUCCCCACGGUAUAUACCUUUUCUCCCCGCUGUGUAAACGUUUUCUCCGCACUGGAAACGUAUUCUCCGCGGUUUAAGCGUUUUCUCCGGGAUGUAAACGUUUUCUCCGUGGUUUGAACGUUUUCUCCGCGGUUUAAACCUUUUCUCCACUGUUGGGGAGGGAUCGACGGCGGAAUGGUUAGCGCGUGCGCGCUGUAUCAUAAGGUCUGUCAUUGAGUCAACUGGAGUGGUUUAGAUUCCCCUGUUAUACGUGACAAGGAGAAGGGUCGUCUGUCCAGCAUCGUGAGUUUUCUCCGGGUCCGCCGGUUUCCCCCUACAGCUAAAGACCCCCACGCGCAAGCGAAUUACUAGAAUAAAAUUGAAACAUGUUAGUCCCGACAUGGCCUAGUUUGUGUUGAGUGGACGUUAAACCGCAUUCCCCCCCCCCCCAUCUCUCUCUCUCUUCGCGGUCGUGAAUCACAUGAUGUGUUGCGGAGAAAGAGCUUCCACAGCACAGAAAGGGUUUCUACCGCGGAGAAAAGGUUUCCAGCGCGCAGAAAGGGUUUCCAGCGCGGAGAAAAGAUUUACACUGCGAAGAACAUGUUAACACCACAGAGAAAACUUUAUACCGCGGAGAAAAGGUUUACAUCCCGGAGAAAAGGUUUCCUCCACUGAGAAAAGGUUUCCUCCACUGAGAGAAGGUUUCCUCCACUUAGAAAAGGUUGAGAAAAGGUUUACACCGCCGAGAAAGGGGUUUUCAUGUUUUUUUGAUUUAUCAUAGUUUUCACUGAGAUUUCUGAUAUGGGGUAAAUUACAAGAAAAAGGUAUAAAUCAACGCAUACCACUAAAAGGCCACCUUAGCUUUCAAAUACAUUUCAUAUUUUGUUCAUUAUUAACGUAAUAUAUAUAAAUAUUUAUCAUAUAUAGCAAAUUUGGUGAAAUCUUUCUACGUUAGCAAUAGAAUAUUCAAACUAUAUUAUCGAAUGGCUUAAGAAGCAAUAAAUCAAAUAACAAUUCAAGCACAGUCGAUCCCAACUAGUGUUCAAAUAUAAAUUUAGUCUUUUACAAGUAUUGCCGUUAUAAAGUCUUGAUCAAAGCAUGCGUUAUGACAUUGUUAUUAUCUAUGUAUAUUUGUAUUAUGCUAUUAUAUAUUGUUUUUAUCUACGUAUAUUUGUUAUGAUAUUGUUGUUAUUAUGUAUAUUUGUUUUAUGGUAUUGCUGUUUUAAAG
Messenger RNA from Patella vulgata (common limpet), 5239 nucleotides. Its product is annotated as thyrotropin-releasing hormone receptor-like. Bases 490 to 1614 code for a protein of 374 amino acids. Gene Ontology annotation, biological process: G protein-coupled receptor signaling pathway. Lineage: Eukaryota; Metazoa; Mollusca; Gastropoda; Patellidae. Gene Ontology annotation, molecular function: G protein-coupled receptor activity. The transcript has 2 exons. Gene Ontology annotation, cellular component: plasma membrane. The record is from RefSeq and is a predicted model, not a curated record.